This is a messenger RNA of Mus musculus (house mouse), 7424 nucleotides long. It is a transcript of the gene Zfp24, whose product is annotated as zinc finger protein 24. Gene Ontology annotation, biological process: negative regulation of DNA-templated transcription; positive regulation of transcription by RNA polymerase II. Gene Ontology annotation, cellular component: nucleus; nucleoplasm. Bases 1888 to 2994 code for a protein of 368 amino acids. The transcript is spliced from 5 exons. Gene Ontology annotation, molecular function: DNA-binding transcription factor activity; DNA-binding transcription activator activity, RNA polymerase II-specific; identical protein binding. The record is from RefSeq and is a predicted model, not a curated record. Lineage: Eukaryota; Metazoa; Chordata; Mammalia; Rodentia; Muridae.
ACAUUUUUACUUGAGUAUGUUUAUUUUUGUUUUUCAGUAUUAAUUCGCUAUAAAAUCUCCUAAAGAAACAAAAAGAUGCUUUGAGUUAGCUCUCAGGAGUCACAAUAGAGAAAAGGCUGCAGAGACCAGCCAAGCCGGAUUCUGGCUAUAGCCAAACCCGAGGGUAAAAAGGCUGUAUUAGAGUCUCAUAGUGAAGAGAGGAAAGUUCCAGAGGUUAUGGGAAGGUGAGCUCCGGCUGGAACGUUGAGUCUUGCUAUUCUGUCAGCUGCCUGUUUACUGCUCUCUCAUUCACUACGGGAGCAGAGGCGAGGACACUCUGCAGAGGCCCUUUCCUGAAUGAGACAAUAGGGCAAAGCCUGAGGACCGCUUCAAUGUUCUGCAAACUUGACCUAUGCUUCUUACAAGAGUAUUUUCAAAACAGAGCUCUUUUGUGCGAUUUCUGAGACUUGACAUGUGACCUAGCAAAGGCCUCAUGCAAUGUGACCAGCCUACAAUUCAUUCACUUAUUCAAAGUGUACUUACUGAGUUUUCUAUGUACCAGUCAGCAUCCAGAAACUAGGUGUGGGUACUGUGCUAACCAGGACCUAGAGGACCCAACUUUACAGGACUUUCAAACAAAGCACAGCUAAGUUAGAAGAUCACUUCUAAGGGUGGCCACAAGCAUAUGGAGGCCACCUGGAGGAAAGGGCAUUCAUUGGUCAGUGAGGCUGAGGCUGCACAAUAAGUCCCAUGCUUAAUAAGAGUCAUGCACAAUCACGGUCAGAAGGAAAAGGCAGGCAACAGACCAUAGACAACCUACGGGACAACGUAACAAAUUUCUGUCAAUAGUUAAGGUAGCUGAGAUCCACUAGAGGACUUUAAAAAGGGGAAUACGGCGAUCUAAGUGACUACACCUGCAGCUGCCUUAAACAACCAGCAUGCGUGUAUUCUGCAAUUCUCUGUGACUAGCCAAAGGCCUCAACUAGUUUCAUCUUGUUUCUUUGAUAACCUGUCGUAGUCUCUGAGACACAGCUAGUGGAGGACGAUGGUUUGAGGCAUGGUUAGAGGCAAACCUUGUGUCAGGGCCCAAAGCUCCUAAGUAGCAAACACUAUAGGGUGCGGGGGCAAUGUAACCGAUUUACACGUAGCGACUGCGGUUGACCCGAUUACAGCACACUUUCAGAAAUGUUCUCUUUCGUCAGUUAACCAGAGGGCUCCGGAGAGGAGUACCGGGCACUCGUGGAACUGCCGCCCACGUCCCUCUUGCUCCCCUCUCCUUUCUCUGGAGUGGAACAGAGAGCAACAGUCACUCUGCGAAAGGCGCCAGGCCAAGCGCAGCCUCAAUGCGGCCAUUGUCAUCAAGCCGCACCUCCCCCGCUCACCGCGCGUCCCCAUGGCAACCCCGGGCAUCGGCUCCCCCAUUUCCCUCCCGCCCCCCGUCCUGCGGACCGGAAGCCGUGCGCGCCGGGGGCUUGUGGGAAGCGGCUGGAAGCGGCGGCGCUGCGUCUGCCCGGGACGACGAGGCUGCGGCGGGUCCCGAGCCAGAGGCUCUGGCGGCUCGCGUAGGAUUCUGGGAGACGCUCAAGCUGAAGUGGGAUCCGGCGGUUCUCGCGCACCACCUACUGGGAUUUGUAGUCCUGCUGGUCCCGGGCGGAAGUGCCUGUCCAGUGUGGCGGGGCCUCUGCGGCCCUCCUGGUGAAUGCUGGGAAGAGGACGGCCGAGUUGCUGGGGCAGGCUGGGCACGGCGCUGUGAGGCGGGAGGUCGCUGAAGACCUGGAUCCUGCCGAGUGCCGGAUUGCACAUUCCACGAGCUUGGUGCAGUACAAAGAGUACUUUUGAGGAAAACAGGGUAUUUCUCUGAGGUGUAUACCUUGCCUCCAUUGCCUUUUCUUGAAGUACUGUAACAGAAUGUCUGCACAGUCAGUGGAAGAAGAUUCAAUACUUAUCAUCCCAAAUCCAGAUGAAGAAGAAAAAAUUCUGAGAGUGAAACUAGAGGAGGAUCCUGAUGGUGAAGAGGGAUCGAGCAUUUCCUGGAACCAUCUCCCUGACCCGGAGGUUUUCCGGCAGCGCUUCAGGCAAUUUGGAUACCAGGAUUCACCAGGACCUCGAGAGGCGGUGAGCCAGCUCCGAGAACUUUGCCGCCUGUGGCUCAGACCAGAGACACACACAAAGGAGCAGAUACUGGAGCUGGUAGUUUUGGAGCAGUUUGUUGCCAUCCUACCCAAGGAGCUACAGACUUGGGUUCGAGAGCAUCACCCAGAGAAUGGAGAGGAGGCAGUGGCUGUUCUAGAGGACUUGGAGAGUGAGCUUGAUGACCCUGGUCAGCCGGUUUCUCUCCGUCGGCAGAAACGGGAAGUGCUUGUAGAAGAGAUAACAUCUCAAGAAGAUGCUCAGGGAUUACCGAGUUCUGAGCUGGAUGCUGUAGAGAACCAGCUCAAGUGGGCAUCCUGGGAACUCCACUCUCUGAGGCACUGUGAUGAUGAUGCCACGACAGAAAAUGGAGCACUGGCUCCCAAGCAGGAGAUGGCUUCAGCUGGAGAGUCUCAUGAAGGCCCCGGCACUCUCAACAUAGGUGUUCCCCAGCUUUUUAAAUAUGGAGAAACCUGUUUUCCCAAGGGUAGGUUUGAAAGAAAGAGAAAUCCUUCUAGAAAGAAACAACACAUAUGUGAUGAAUGUGGGAAACACUUCAGUCAGGGCUCCGCCCUCAUUCUUCAUCAGAGAAUCCACAGUGGCGAGAAACCGUAUGGAUGUGUUGAAUGUGGAAAAGCCUUCAGCAGAAGCUCCAUCCUUGUGCAACACCAGAGAGUCCACACUGGAGAAAAACCCUACAAAUGCCUUGAAUGUGGGAAAGCUUUUAGCCAGAAUUCUGGGCUCAUUAACCAUCAGCGUAUCCACACUGGGGAGAAACCUUACGAGUGUGUGCAGUGUGGGAAAUCCUACAGUCAGAGCUCAAACCUCUUCAGACAUCAGAGACGACACAAUGCAGAAAAACUUUUGAAUGUUGUGAAGGUUUAAGAAAUUAGGAGGAAACAAUCAGCACUCAGGUCUUUUUCUUCAGAAAUGAAGACAAAAUUAAAAACAUGAAGAGAUAUGGAAACUUAUUUUUCCCUGUUGACUGGGAAAAUCUACUGGGAAAUAGAAAAAAAAAACUUCAUUCACCAUUAUUAUCUUGAAAGAAAUGGUGUUAUACCUGCCUAGAAACUGAAAUUUUAAAUAAUUCAGGUGUUAAUACCUAAAUUUUUCUUGUGAAGUUUAUAUUCUCUUUUUUUUCUCCCCAAGUAAUGAGCUACCUGGUUCUUUGUCUCUUUCCUUUUUCAGACAGCUACUUUAUUUCUGUGUUGGUCAUUGGAGUGUUCUGUAAGGGUGCAUACGUUUUUAUUUUAAAAGGCAACAUAGGAAUUGUAAAAUCUAAAAGCCCAUCCUCAAGACUCAGAAACAUCCUUUAAAGCUUAGUUUCCUUUUGUUCAGGAUGAGUGUAUUUGAGAAAAUAGAAGAUAAAGGCCAAAGCCUCAGACUCAGAUGAGCCUUAAGAUCUCAGAUGAGAGAUGGUAGCAAAACUUCAGAGAGUAGAGGGGACACACUGGGCACUUACCCAGUGAAGCAUGUCACUUAGGUACAGUCAUCCUGUAGGAAAACUCGAAAAGAAAAGUGAUUUUACCUAACUUGUGGGAAUCUUACUAAUUAAAAUGGUUUUCCUGUGUAAAAACAGACAGUUGUAAAAGUGAUGGUAAGGCAGACACUAAGGAAGAAUGUAGUGAUGUUGAAAGGCAAAUGUAAAGUUAGGUAAUUACAUGACAUGGCUUUUAGAAAACCUCAAACAUCUAAUUCAUUUGCCUCAUGCUAGUUAAGGACAGGACAUUCCUUGAUGGGGUGGGUAACAAUAUCAGGUUUGCUAUUUUUAUUCCUUUGGUACACAAGGGUUUAACACCAGGCUAAAACAGCCAUACAUUUAUUAUUAAACAUUUCUACCGACAAUGCACUGUGCCAGGUACUGUACUCCUAUCGUCAGUCGGUAGGAAUCUGUUCCACUGUAAGUCACAAGGGAUUGAUUUCCCCUCAGCAUUCCCCGCUCACCUCUGAGAGCCCCAGAGUUGUAGUUCUCUUGCCAGUGUGCUGUGUUUGGAGGGAGAUGUCGGCUCAGAGUCAGCUAGUCAGCUCUUAGCAUUCUUCAGAGGUGAGUUCAAAUCACACUCUUUUAGUUUGAAAGUUAAUGAAUCUUAAAAAUCCAAACAUCAUUUCUAGUAGCAUUGUGGUUGUAACUACACGUUGAAUGAACUGUACUUUAAACAACUAAGCUAUUAAUAACUAGUUUAUUAGUUGUCAGAAUUGAUUUUUUUUUAAAUUUACAGUCUUAACACAUUUUUAAAAAAAAUUUAUUAAGAGUAAUACAUUUUAGUAGUAGGAUUCUGUAUGCCUGUAUACUUGGCUAAGAAUCCAAGUUCUGUGGUUCUACUAUUUAAUGGAAAACUCUGGAAGUUAAAGCAUUGGAUAAGAGAAGAGGCUUUUUAUAUAAGACAGGCACUGUUACAUGGAAAACUAUCCAUGCAAGUACAGAUAUUUCAUAGUUCCAGUGAUUUGGGUCAUAUCUGGUGCUUUGUCAAAUUUUAACGUGAAAAAUGAGAUUUUUGCCUGAGCCUGUUGAAAAGCAGUAAUAAAUGCCACACAGCUAGUGAAGUGAGGCCGAAUGAAGCUUGUUCAUGAUUUUCUGAUAACAAUUAUAAGAAAUGUGCUUUAUAGAUUUAAGAUUUAUUGAAGUAUAAAUAUGUAGUAAUGCUAUAAUGUAUUUUUAAGUUAUACAAGAAAAUGUAGGGACUUCUGUUUGGGUUUUUCUCUGUGGCUGAGAGGAAACAAGUUCAUGUCCAAUAAAGCUGCAAACUCCUCUGCUCUAGAUAAAGUAGCUUGGAAUUGCCUUACUUAUUUAUUAACAACUGGCUUCUCUCCCAGUAGGACUUUGAGUUGGCACAUUUAUAUAAAGCCCGCAGGGAUGACAGAACUCUUAGGGUAGGUAACCUCUGGGUGGAAUGUCAGGCUUAACAGUUUAGGAUAGAUUUGUCUCCGAGGCCAAAGCUGCAUGUGACGUGAAAGCACAGAAGUAGCAUUAGAGUUGGUGAACGUAUGAGGUCUGUCAGCCCUGACGCCGUGUUCCUUUUGAGAAGGAAGCUCAGACAAGGCUCUGUGGGGAGGGGACUGGACUAAAACCCUGGUGGUUUACAGGAAAAGGACGCCGUGGGCUUUGUAUUUAACCGACUGCUUAACCAGUUAAUUUACAGUUAGUGAUUGCUGACUUCACACGAUCACCACACAUAUUUUGGGAGGUACACAGUAAUGAAGUAGGCUGGUAACAAGUGCCAAGCAGUGGCCUAGCUAGCACCUUUCAGGUUAGCAAUUCUGUUAGUGCAUGCAUACUAACUGACCCUACAGUCUGUGUAGUGGCUUUUAGUGAUUUAAAUAAUCACAACUAGUUGAUGUUUGACCAUUGCAGCCCGUGUGAGUUUAGGGGAUGUUUUCUAUACUGAAACAGUUUGCUUGCUAAGCAUUGGAUUGGAAUGAAUACCGAAUCUCACCUAGAACUGUGGACUAGCAAAAGGACCCAAAGAUCAUGUGACUUGGACUUGGCAGGGCUACAACUCCCAAGGUCAGGUUUUUUGAUUGGUCUGUUGAGAGUGAUGGCAUAAGUGAAGUCCUGCUUACUAAGCACUACAUUUUUUUUCCUAGUUAACAAGCUUGAAAAGCUAUUAUAUAUGCCCAUUUGAAUUUUUCACAGUGCAAAAACAAAAGCCGAAAAAGACAUCAGAUUUAGCCAGAAAUAGUGAUAAUUGGGUUUAUUAUCCUUCCAAAUUUAGCUCUGUACAUGUUUAAGCAAACAUCUUUUAAAAUAAUAGCUGACCUUUGGGGUUGAGUACAGGCUCCCACUACAGUGCUUUAAUCCUCCACAAACCUGAGAUAGUAACAUAUCUCCAUUGCACAUCUGUAGUGAGACUUGCUUUCACUCCCUACACUGAUGUGGACAUUUUCAUAGCUGCAUAGCAUUCCAUUGCAUGAAAACACUCAACAGUCCAUCUAAGCAACCCCAUAGUGAUGGGUUAGUAGGUUCUUUAUACAUAAUAGAUAUGGAUGACAUCUAUAGACAUACAUUUACUACCUAUGUAGUUGGGUCUGUAAUACAAAUGACUAGAAAUGGAUUUAUUGGCUCACAAAAUAUAUAUUUGACAUUUUGGGGGGAACUACAGCUUACACUAAUACUCCAUUGGUAGUAAUACCCGUUUGCUCCUGUCAGUGCUGCUCAUCCUAGAGGCCAGUUCAUUUUCUUGUUGCGCCUUUAUUAGUAAAAUGGAACAUUUUUGUUCAUUGGCUAUUUUUAUGUCCUCAUCUGGUCUUGCUCAUUUCUUUUCUUUCUUUGUUUUAAUUAUGAAAGUAUAAAUAACUACAGUUUACACCAAAAAAAAAAAAAAGUAUAAGAGCAGAGACCAUUUUCUUCAGGGCUUCUGGUUGGUUCCACUUUGCAGUGUACUGUACAUCCAAGUACAGUUUCCACACAUUUCCAUAUGAAUAUGCAGAAAUGUGGACACCUUUUAAAUAAACUGGAUUAUAUGAGGAAUUUUAAGAUAUCUUUGUGUUAAACAUUCUGGUAUUUAAAUUCCUGUAAGGUGCAUGGUCAGCUACUAGACACUCUACUUACUCAUCAAUGUAAUCUUUACCAACUAUGAGAAGUGCUCAUUUCCCCACAUAGCCUUAUCUACACUUGAUAGUCCUUAUCUGUUUGGGAUGGGUAUAGAGAAAAAAAGAAACUGUCCUUACAUUUCUCUGAAGAAUAGUGAAGUUGGCUAUUUACAAUUCCCUGCGGGUUGGUUGGUCAUUCAUAGCUUCUACUGCUUUUGUAUGGGGUUACGUGUGGGUGUCUGUUCUGUAUUUCUCCCUGUAUGUAUGGUAACAGUAUGGUAUUGUGGAUAACCCAUCCCAUAUGACUAUGGUGAGCACACGAGCAGGCUUGGCAUAAGCCAUACAGCAUCCUAGCCACAGUGGUUAGAGAUGAGGCAUACAGUUUAAAGGCUAGGGAGAGUGCUCAACAGAAGUGCAAACACUGGCAAGAAGGUUUUGGAGAUACUGGAGACCCGAGGAUGAUGUGAGCCUGCAUUCUUACUAUAUGGAGGACAUAUUGGAGGAGACAUUCAGGCCAGCAGGGAUGGUGAGAAAACUUAAGUUCUAAUAUUUUAUUUGGGGGCCCUAGAUCCAGAUGUGCCUAAAGCCUGCCCUACCUCUGGACUUUAAAGUUUUUUGAGCCAAUAAAGUCCCUUUCUUGUUUAAGAUAGUUGUAUUUGGCUUCUGUCCUGAUUAAUAUAUAGGGUAUUUGUAUUUUCUUACUGAUUUGUAGUAAACCUCUGUAGUUUUAAAUUAUAGACUUCAUGCAUUAUAUAAGUUAAUAAAAUUAGCAUGGCUUUCUGUGA